Neofelis nebulosa (Clouded leopard) is the source of this 2971-nucleotide messenger RNA. RefSeq names its product zinc finger protein 350 (gene ZNF350). NCBI's taxonomy places the organism in Eukaryota, Metazoa, Chordata, Mammalia, Carnivora, Felidae. Gene Ontology annotation, biological process: negative regulation of transcription by RNA polymerase II. Gene Ontology annotation, molecular function: DNA-binding transcription repressor activity, RNA polymerase II-specific. Bases 539 to 2137 code for a protein of 532 amino acids. The transcript has 6 exons. The record is from RefSeq and is a predicted model, not a curated record.
ACAUACUGCUCCCGGAAAUACCGGCCAACUGUUCGCCUUUCUUCGAAGCCUUAGGGUCCUCCUCGGCCGCCAUAGGCUGUCGAAAACUUGGAGCGACGGUUCCAGGAAUAGCAGCAGUUCGCGGAAGUGUUACCUUUAGGUCUUCUUGUUUCCUGGAGAGAACCAGGUCGGUGUGUGCUUUUGUCCCUUAAAGGUUUUCGGUUUGUCCCAUAGGAGGUUUGUUUCUCAUGGGAUGACGUGGUGUCCACAUCGUGGAAGUGGAGUAGGGUGGACCUGUGGAAUUACUGGCUCAAAAGUGGAGAGAGAAUGAACUGGGAAGGGCCAGAGGAAGAGGGAACGAGAGAAUCCCAAGCAGGCUCCACACCCAGCCCAGACCCCAAGUCUGAGCCACUCAAGAAUAAAAUUUAGUGAUUCGUCAUUUACAUAUAACACCCAGUGCUCAUCCAGGACUGAGAUUUCUGAAGAGAAGUUAAGAGUAGAUCCAGAAGACACAAAGCAGAGCUUCCCCAUUGCCAGCCAUUUUCAGAGAGCAGAAAAAAUGAUCCAGGCACAGGAAUCCCUGACGUUUGAUGAUGUGGCUGUGAACUUCACAUGGGAGGAGUGGCAGCUCCUGGCCCCUGCUCAGAAGAACCUGUACCGGGAUGUGAUGUUGGAGAACUAUAGGAACCUGGUGUCAUUGGGUUUUUACCCCAGGAAACCAGAUGUGCUCACCAAGUUGGCUCAAGGAAAACCAACAGGGACAGUGGAAGAUGACAUCCCCUUUCGAACCUGUUCAGAAAUCUGGAAACUUGAUGACUAUUUACCAGAGCACUUAAAAAAUGAAAUAAUGGAGAAUAGCCUAGAACAAUGGCAUAAACAUAACGCAUUUGAAAAUACUGUUCAUCAGAGCACAGCUCAUUCCGUGUUAAGACAAAAUCAUGAUAUAUGUGACUUACAUGGAAAAACUAUGAAACCAAAGUUAACUUUACGUAACCAGAACAGAAGCAAUGAAAUAAAGAACCCUGCAGAUCCUAGUGGAGAUGGAAAAUCCUUUCUCCACACUAAUAAUGAACACUUUCAUACUAAAAUUAAAUCCCCUGAAAGCAAGAAACUCAUCAUUACUAAGUCCCAAUUCAGCAAGCCUCAGAAAACACAAAAAACAGAGAAGCCUCAUGUAUGCAGUGAAUGUGGGAAAGCCUUCAAGAGGAAGUCCUGCCUCACUGAUCAUCAGAUCAUUCAUACAGGAGAGAAACCCCACAGAUGUUGUCUCUGUGGGAAAGCGUUCAACAGAAAGUUCAUGCUCACUGAACACCAGAAAAUGCAUACAGGAGAAAAACCUUAUGAAUGCAAUGAAUGUGGCAAAGCCUUCCUCAAGAAAUCACGGCUCAAAAUACAUCAGAGAACACAUACUGGAGAGAAACCAUACAUUUGCAGUGAAUGUGGAAAAGGCUUUAUCCAGAAGGGAAAUCUCAUUGUACAUCAGCGUAUCCAUACAGGAGAGAAACCUUAUAUAUGCAAUGAAUGUGGGAAAGGCUUCAUCCAGAAGACCUGUCUCAUAGCACAUCAAAGACAUCACACCGGAAAGAGUCCCUUUGUGUGCAGUGAAUGUGGAAAAUCCUGUUCCCAGAAGUCAGGUCUCAUUAAACACCAAAAAAUUCACACGGGAGAGAAACCUUUUGAAUGCAGUGAGUGUGGGAAAGCCUUUACCACAAAGGAAAAGCUCAUUGUCCAUCAGAGAACUCACACAGGUGAGAGACCCUACGUCUGCAAUGAGUGUGGAAAGGCUUUUGCCUACAUGUCUUGCCUUGUUAAACAUAAGAGAAUACACACAAGAGAGAUCUGUGGAGAUUCAGUCAAAGUGGAAAAUCCUCCCUCAGAGAGUCACAGCUUAUCACAGACUAGUGGUGCUGUGCAGGAGAAAGGCCUUGUUAAUACAGUGACUAUGCAAGUGCCUUCUGUGGCUUGUCACACGCCAUUAAACAUCAGCGGACUCUUAGCAAAUAGCAAUGUGGUCAUAGUGGGACAGCCUGCAGCCAGAUGUGCACCCUUAGGAGAUAACAGAGGGUUUGCACAGGACAGAAACCUUAUGAAUACAGUGAAUGUGUUCGUGCCUUCUGUGGUCAAUUAUGUCUUAUUUUAUGUCACAGAAAACCAGUAGGAGGAAGCUUGGAGACAUUCUACGUGGAGAAGGAUUGAGCAAAAAUUUCUAGAUUGUAUUAUGGCUGAAAAGUAUAUACUGAGAGGAAUUGUAUAAAGGCUGAGGCUGGGAAAGCCUGAUUUCCUCAUCCUAUUAAAAAUAUGCAUUGAUACAGAGGCAUAAUCUGAUGUUAACCCAAACACAUACACAUCAGUUGCUCUAUUGUAUCUGUUAAAGGAAUGGAGGAAAUCUGAGUUCAACUAAGUGGAGGAAAUAAGUAGGUGAAUUUUAAAAACAUACAAGAUAAUUUGUAUCUGGAAUGCUGCUAUGAAUGAAAAAUCAGGAAAGGGCUAAUAUUGGGUGGGUGGGAUAUGGGACAUGUGUAUAUCAAUUCAGUUUCCCCAGGCCAAGAUGAUUCAUUGGAAACUGGGAUGUCUGCCGUAAGCUCUUAAAGUUUAUUUUAUGCAGAGGCACUGAUGAAACAGCAGCCUUAGACUGAGUCAGUUCAUUAGUUUAUGGAGUAUUUGUCAAAUACUCCUUUUGUACUGGGUCCUGUUCCAGAAGCUGAGGAUACAGUAGUGACCAAAAGUAGAAAAAGCCCCUAGUUUCCUGGAGAGAGCACUGAGGUUGCUAGAUUAUCCUUAAGUGGUAUGUUUACACACCAGCUAAUCUAAUAAGAGGAUGUAAAUAUCCACACUAGGUGAAAUAGUCUUGGUUGUUUGCUGUAAGAGGAUACUGUAGCCUGGAUGGCUUGUAAAAAAGAAAUUAUUAAAAAAGUGCAAAGUUUCUACAUAACGAAUGUUUCAAAACUUUCUAAGUAUGAGAAGUCUUGAAGAAAAAAUGAAGAAAAAAUUA